AUGCCCCGAGUUCGCGUUAGUUCAAGCCAAAAUUGCCAUGAGAAGGAAGGUCGGCUCCUACUGGCUGUACAGGCUAUUAAAAAAAAGGAGAUUACAUUAAUAUGUGAGGCAGCACAUCACUUCAAUGUGCCUGAAUCUAUACUAUGUACGCGACUACGCGGGACUACAAAUCGCGCCGAAUCUCGCGCAAAUGGCCAUAAAUUAACUGAGAUUGAAGAGGAAGUGCUUAAGCAGAUCCUACCGGAUAAUAUCUACAACUUUGAUAAGACUGGCUUUGCAAUAGGCCUUUGUGCACAUCAGAAAGUAAUUACUAAGUUACUGCAAUUAAGUCAAUCAGUGCUUCUGGAUAGAAUUUUGAAGCGCUCGUACGCCAGCUUGGUUGAUCAGAAAAUGUGGCUUGGUAUCAGCUAUAUUAACAAACUUGAUUUCCUUGCAGCCUAUCCACAAGCUCGAAUCAGCAUAUUUAAGCUGGAUACAAUCAGAAACAGCUGUCAAAUUGCAAUGCAAAAGGUCAUACUAUUGGAGCAAGAGAAUAGGAUAGCUCAUGAUAAUGGUCUGUCUGUACAAGAGGCUACAGAGCUCGAGGAAGCUUAUAAUGUGUCUUUUCAGGCAAUACCUGGUCCAUGCGGGCCACCAGCAGAAGGUGCACAAACACCAAAGGCAUGGGCAUUACCUAUAUAUAGCGUUGUGGUUGAUUAA
Aspergillus nidulans FGSC A4 is the source of this 699-nucleotide messenger RNA. RefSeq lists its product as uncharacterized. The transcript is spliced from 8 exons. The coding region runs from base 1 to 699 and encodes 232 amino acids. NCBI's taxonomy places the organism in Eukaryota, Fungi, Ascomycota, Eurotiomycetes, Eurotiales, Aspergillaceae. The record is from RefSeq and is a predicted model, not a curated record.